This is a messenger RNA of Trametes versicolor FP-101664 SS1, 249 nucleotides long. RefSeq lists its product as uncharacterized. Lineage: Eukaryota; Fungi; Basidiomycota; Agaricomycetes; Polyporales; Polyporaceae. The annotation marks the transcript as partial. The transcript has a single exon. The record is from RefSeq and is a predicted model, not a curated record.
UUCGACAUCAUUGCUCUCCGGGAGCCCUACUUCGACGCCCUCCGCAACAGCCGUGGGUCUCAGCGAUGGAUUGCGGUAUACCCCCCGAACCAUCAGAACCCUCAGCAGCCCACCCCACGCUCAUUUCUUCUAGUCAGCACGCAUAUCUCUUCAGGUUCCUGGGAACCACUGAUUGUCCCCUCCCCGGACAUCACCGCUAUCCGCCUGAACACUGACACAUAUACUGUACUAAUCUAUAAUGUCUACAAU